Lutzomyia longipalpis is the source of this 782-nucleotide messenger RNA. RefSeq names its product transcription initiation factor TFIID subunit 10-like. Bases 295 to 711 code for a protein of 138 amino acids. The record is from RefSeq and is a predicted model, not a curated record. Gene Ontology annotation, molecular function: promoter-specific chromatin binding; RNA polymerase II general transcription initiation factor activity. Lineage: Eukaryota; Metazoa; Arthropoda; Insecta; Diptera; Psychodidae. The transcript is spliced from 3 exons. Gene Ontology annotation, cellular component: SAGA complex; transcription factor TFIID complex; nucleus. Gene Ontology annotation, biological process: transcription initiation at RNA polymerase II promoter.
ACUAUCGUCGAUUAAAUCAUCUUGCAUCGUAACCUGAUUACACAUAUGAUAUGUUCUGACUGAACAGUCGAUGUGCGAGCGAGACGUAACAAAGUUUCAAAACGUUCUUUCUCUUUUUCUCAAACACAUUAAUUAGAUGGUCGACCAAAUCAGCAUGUGCUUCAAACUUUCAUCACAAACUAGACGACUUGGGGCGACUUUUGACAUUUCUCAUUCGACGAGUGCGAUUUGUUUACGCAUUUUGUUUUUCUUCUCUGCAAAAAACGCGAAAAUUCCGUGAAAAUCUCGGAAAAAAUGAUUGGAGACAACUUUGGAAUCCACAGACCGAGUGUCCGCAACACCACAACAGCCAGCGAGGAGCGUUCUGGACAGGCUCUGAGUGAUUUCCUGGUGCAAUUGGAAGAUUACACUCCCACGAUCCCCGAUGCCGUCACCUCGCACUACCUGAAUUCAUCGGGUUUUGAUACAACAGAUCCCAGAAUAAUCCGCCUAAUUUCAAUUGCCGUUCAGAAAUUCAUUGCCGACGUGGCGAAUGAUGCACUCCAGCACUGCAAAACACGAUCCAGCAACACCUCCAGCGGUGGCCACGGAUCCUCUUCGAAGAACCAAAAAGGCUCCAAAGACAGGAAGUACAAUCUCACCACGGAAGAUUUGGCUCCGGCACUCAAUGACUACGGCAUCACCGUACGUAAGGCGCACUACUUUGUCUAAAUUUCUAUGAUUUAUCCUAAAAAAAAAAAAAGAAUAAUUAAUAAAAUGGAAUUUAUGUGAAUUUAAAAAAA